Coniophora puteana RWD-64-598 SS2 is the source of this 1470-nucleotide messenger RNA. RefSeq names its product chorismate synthase. Gene Ontology annotation, molecular function: FMN binding; chorismate synthase activity. Gene Ontology annotation, biological process: chorismate biosynthetic process; aromatic amino acid biosynthetic process. The record is from RefSeq and is a predicted model, not a curated record. Bases 35 to 1261 code for a protein of 408 amino acids. Gene Ontology annotation, cellular component: cytosol. The transcript has 6 exons. NCBI's taxonomy places the organism in Eukaryota, Fungi, Basidiomycota, Agaricomycetes, Boletales, Coniophoraceae.
CCCGCCAGAAGCCAUCUGACCUCCCGACGUCCACAUGUCUACCUUCGGUACUCUCUUCCGCGUCACCACCUACGGCGAAAGCCACUGCGCUUCCGUCGGCGCCAUCGUCGAUGGAUGCCCUCCUGGUCUUCAACUCUCCGCCGAAGAUGUUCAGGUUCAGCUCAGCCGUAGACGUCCCGGCCAGAGCAACCUCACCACUCCUCGUAACGAGAAGGACGCCGUCCAUAUCCAAAGCGGUAUCGAGCACGGCGUCACUCUAGGCACACCCAUUGGUCUCCUUGUCAAGAACGAGGAUCAGCGUCCUCAUGACUACUCUGAGACCGAUCUUUACCCUCGUCCCAGCCAUGCCGAUUACACCUACCUCCAAAAAUACGGUGUCAAGGCUAGCAGCGGUGGUGGCCGUAGUAGCGCCCGCGAGACCAUCGGUCGUGUCGCUGCCGGAGCGAUCGCGGAGCGUUAUCUGAAGGAGGUCUAUGGUGUUGAGAUUGUUGCCUUUGUCUCUUCCGUAGGCAAGGUUCACCUUCCCGCGACCGUUGCUCCCCCAUCGCUCAUUCCCAACGACGGAAACGAGGACAAUGAUGAAGCUGAGGACGCACUCUCACCAGAGUUCAGGCAGCUUCUUGCUACGAUUACGCGUGAGGAAGUUGACAAGCACCCGACGCGCUGCCCGCACCUCGAAACGGGAGAGCGUAUGACCAAGCGUAUCCUGCGGGCCAAGGACGCGAGCGAUUCGAUCGGCGGUACCGUGACCUGUGUUAUCCGCAAUGUCCCGUCUGGGCUUGGUGAGCCGGUGUUCGACAAGUUUGAGGCCAAGCUCGGCCAUGCCAUGCUGUCGAUCCCCGCGACCAAGGCGUUCGAGAUCGGGUCUGGCUUCCGCGGUACUGAAGUGCCAGGCAGUCGGCACAACGAUGCAUUCGUGAAGAAGGAAGACGGCAGCCUCGGCACGGCAACCAAUUGGAGUGGAGGCGUCCAGGGCGGGAUCACCAACGGCGAGGAUAUCUACUUCCGGAUCGGCUUCAAGUCGCCCGCCACGAUCUCACAGGCCCAGGCGACCGCUCAGUACGACGGCACCCCAGGCGAGCUCGCUGCUCGGGGCCGUCACGACCCGUGUGUCGUCCCCCGCGCCGUUCCCAUCGUGGAGGCCAUGGCUGCUCUCGUCGUCAUGGAUCAGCUGCUUAUCCAGGGCGCACGUCGCAGCGCUGCUGCUGGUCUUCCCCCCGUCACGACCCUCCCGCCAACCAUGGUUAUGCCGCCCCAGUAGACGUUUGACUGCCUCCGAUGGAACGGGUGCUAGGGCUGGUUCCUUUUUUCUACGUGUGGCUGUCUCUGCCGUCCCUCUCUCACCAUCGAAUGGAUUCCCAAGUGAUUGCCUUCCCUAUAGAUUAGUGUAUAUGAACGUGAGCACGGGUGUAAUGUUAUAGAUAUUUGUUGAAUCAAACUCAACAGCGGAGUAACUCGUCCGCGUUGUCC